Malaya genurostris is the source of this 8761-nucleotide messenger RNA. RefSeq names its product DE-cadherin (gene shg). Gene Ontology annotation, cellular component: plasma membrane; catenin complex; adherens junction. The record is from RefSeq and is a predicted model, not a curated record. Gene Ontology annotation, biological process: cell morphogenesis; cell-cell junction assembly; adherens junction organization. The coding region runs from base 2093 to 6628 and encodes 1511 amino acids. NCBI's taxonomy places the organism in Eukaryota, Metazoa, Arthropoda, Insecta, Diptera, Culicidae. Gene Ontology annotation, molecular function: cadherin binding; calcium ion binding. The transcript has 4 exons.
CGCGAGCGAAUGCACGUAUAGAAGAUUUUCGUACGUCCGUAUUUUUCCCGUUCGAUGUCACCGCGUAGAAAGUUUUCGACGUCGUGUGCGAUGUUGGUGUGGAAGAACGUAAACAUAAAAAAGCGGUCGACUUGAACAAGCUGUUUAUACGCCGGCUAAAGUUGGUCGUUCAAAUAAUCGGCAUUUCCGUUUUUCCCAUUGAUUUGUGCCUGCGGAAUCGUGAAUGUCUUGCUUGCGAAGGAGUGGAAGGUCUAGAAGAAGCGGCUCAAUAGCCCGGGAAUUGUUGGUGUGAUGAACAGAGAAGAAAGAAGGUAUCGGAAAAAAGCAGGCCGAUAACGAAUGAUGAAGAGGAAUGAAACGUGCUGAGCGGGUAAACGUGCACACGAAGAGAAUGGAGAAUGAUAAUAAAAAUUUAUAGUGGUAACUAAUAAGAAUAAGAAUAUAUGUACGUACAAAGGAAGGUGAGCAAAUGCAUAAGAAGUUCUGAUGGAAAGAAAAUUUUCUUUGUGUGAUUCGAUUGCUGUUGAAGUUGGUGAAUCAAGAGUCUGCUGAAGUUCUGCUGGAGUUUGAGUGAAGUGUUCGUAUUUUGCGCUGAGGCUCGUGUGUUGGUGUACUUUUAUAGCAGCUAGGCUACGUGGUGGAUUUGCGACAUUCCAGACAACCAACUGGAAGUGGUAACUGGCAAUCACUGCUUCUCACUGGGGGAGAGACAUCGAUGGUUUGUGCCUCUACUCUGGUCCACUUGUAGCCAAUGCAAGGGUCUAAACCGGUUACUAGUGGUAGUAGCACUAAGAUCGGUAGCUCUUCCAGUGGUGACUCACGCAGAGCUUUUUGUUUGGAUACUUGACGAUGCAACAAAUAAUGAAAGCAACACUCAUUAUCAUCUCUUUCAUCUCGAUCCACCGGGUGUGAACAUUAUUCGAGGUGUGAAACGCUGACAGAUGCCGGUUUUCGCUGUGCUUUGUAGUUCGUCACACAGAAGUGCUCCGCUUGAUGCUGAAUCGCGUUUGGUGUCGGUAAUUUAGCAGUGUGAUAUGCAGGGAAGCAAAUAGAAGCAACUAGUUUUCCAGUGAGUCAUUAAUGUGUUUCUCUAGCAAUGGCCCGGCAGCGAAAGUGAAUUGCUGCAGAAACCAAAAUAGAAAAAAAGUGCAUAAUUAUACGGAAGCAAUAAACGCAAACAUCCGCUACUGCGCUGACUGACCGCAGGGAAGUGUCUACCUUUAGCAGAAGCACAUUAAACAAGAUGUGAUAACGACGACCUCAAUGAGUUAAGAAGACCGCGAUUACGGCUAGUGGAAAGAAGCGUUCGGUCUCUAACGAAAGUAAGAAAACAAAAAAAAGAAAAUAGUUCAUGAAUUUCGAUCCCCUGUCGAAAGUGAAUGAAUAGUGUCGAGGUAGAAUUGCUUUCCGGUUGCCGUUAAGCGUCUCUCGCAGUGCAAAACAAAAUAAUCGCAGUGUCUUCGGGGUUUGAUUCGGCGUCCCCCGUUCGAUGUGGACGACGACUUAACAGUUGGACGGAAUUUCUGCUUAUUUACUACACGAUCAAGGCCCACGGUUCGAAGAGGUGAUUUCUUCAUCUCAGUAGGAUUUGGAUUAUACGGUUCCUGAGCUGCAAACUCUGCUGGCUACGAGCAGCUUGAAGAUAUCGAUUUAUUGAGGUGAUUCGUUUACAUCGACUAUCGAGAAACCGAUUCCAUCAAGAGCAGAAGGCAGCAAACUUAUUGAACAACUAGCAUAGCGUCCGUUCGAUAGGAGAUAAGGAAGCGUUCUCUUUUCUGAGAAACGAAGGCCGUCUAGGUAGUACGAACUGGUGCCUUAUCAGUGUCUGUGUAUUAACGAGUGCCUUUGAUAUUUACUGUUACGAUGAUAGAUGAUGGUAGCUAUUCCCCGGAGUCCAUGGCAACGAUUAACCUCAAAGCAACUGUAGGUUUAAAGAUUGAAUAGAUUUAGAAGGUAUUGUUUUUUUUUUACCGGAAGGGAUUAAGCAUAUCCCUACGAAACGUGCUGCAACUAGCACCGCCGAACAGUUUUACUAAUUAGAGUAUAUAGUAGUACGUAGUUGUAAAAAUUUAGUACGUAACCGAAUACAAACAUGAUGAAUAGGUUAGCGAUAGUAGGUAUAGUGUACCUAACGGUAUCGGUGUUAACGACACACUCAGAUAACAAUUUCUUCAGAAGGACAGAUGUCAUCGACGGGAGCAGUGUAAGUCGAUUUGAUUAUAGAGAGGUGUUUAGUCUGAAUCGGUUAGGACACCGAGAACGGCGAAGUUUAUACGACGACACCUAUGAGACUGAUACGAAUGGGUUGAACGAGUAUGGGUUCGGUUCACAAGAGGGGUCAUCUCGAUCGGUGAAAGCGAUCGACAAUCGGAAACCUUUGUUCGUUAACUGUGAGGGCUAUGCUCCGUCGGUGAAGGAGGAGCGUGACCCAGGGACCUACGUAAUACAGGUAAACGCGACCGAUCCGGAUGAACAUCAGACAAUCGCGUACAGCUUCGUAACGGCACCGGGAGAGCGGUCCAAAUUCAGGAUUGAUAAAAAUACUGGUCAGAUAACGACGAUUCAUCGGUUCGAUCGUGAUGAACCAAUUCGAGAGAAGGAAGUAUACAUUACGGUACGAGCCACGGACGACGGAUUGCCGAAUUUGGACGACGUUUGUACGUUCAAGGUUACGAUUGAAGACAUCAACGACAAUCCACCGGUGUUCGAUAAGAGCCGAUACGAUGAACCGAUCACCAAGGAUGCCAGGGUAGGAACCAAAGUAGCGACGAUUUCUGCUACCGAUCUGGACGAUGGGGAUAACAGUAUUAUCAAGUAUGAAAUUUUGAAAAAGCACAACGACUACAGCUAUUUUAGAAUUAACGAAAACAACGGCAUCGUUACGUUAGCUAAAUCCGUCGACAAGAGUCCGGGCCAGUAUUACCAGAUCUACGUGCGUGCGUAUAACAUUGUACCGGACAUGCCGCAGGACGCCGAAGUAGAGGUGAAAGUGCCGGUCAUCGAAUCUAACAAACUGCCACCGUAUUUCACGGAAGCACAACAGCAGCCAAUUUCGUUGGAUGAAAAUUUUAGCAACUACAGUGCCCCUUUGGCUACGCUACGAGCGAACUCGCACAUUAGUGGUAAACCGGAGGUUAUAUUUGAACUGAUUACGGGUCGAACCGAACAAACCAAUAGUCGCAAUACGUUUCUGCUCGAACAGAAGGAGGACACUGCCGUCAUUCUGCUCGGAAAAGCACUGGACUAUGAAACGAUCACCGAGUACACGCUGACGGUGAGUGUGAAGAACACCCACGAUCUGAUCGCACAAAGUAUAGUCAAGAUCAAGGUACUGGACGUAAACGAUAACAUCCCCUACUUCACCGAGGUGAAUUCCGGGUGGAUUCCGGAAAAUGAACCCGCCGGAACCCCCGUCAUGCAGGUCCGUGCUUUUGACAUGGACGGAACUUCGGCUCACAAUAUCGUAUCGUUUCGGUUGGCCGAUAACGAAGAGUAUUUCAACAUAGAUCACCAUACGGGAAACAUCACCGCACUGACAAUGUUCGAUCGGGAAGCCACUGACACUUACCAUCUGAAGAUUAUCGCCGAAGACAACUCUCCGUCGGCGUUGUACAACAACGGCAAACCGAACAGUAUCUCGCAAACGUUUAUCAUUAAGAUUUCCGAUAAGAACGAUCAUCCUCCUAAGUUCACCAAGGACUAUUACGUGUCGGAGAACGUUGCCGAAGAUGCCAAUAAGAACACGGUGGUUAUUGUGGUCACGGCACAGGACGUGGAUACGGCUUCGCAAAUUACGUAUUCCAUAGUUUCGGGUAAUAUCGGAAAUGCGUUCAAGAUCGACGAAACGACCGGUGCCAUCUCGGUGAACAAUGAGUUGGACUACGAAAACAUCACGGAGUACACUCUGCAAGUGCGAGCAUUUGACGGAACGUACGAUGACAAUGCUACGGUUUCGAUUAAAGUUGAAGACGUAAACGACAAUUUACCAAAGUUUGCCAAGACGGAUUAUGUGCUGGAAAUCGAGGAGGAGAAGGUAAUGGAAGGUUGUAUCGAGAUGAUCGAAGCGUGGGAUCCGGACAUCAAGGAUCGAUCGGCACCGCAGCACAUCAAAUUUGCCAUAGUAAAAGUGGAACAACGUCCACUGCUGGAGAUCGACGAUACCGGUUGUCUACGCCAGAAAGCUCCCCUGGACCGUGAUCCACCGAAUGGACACAAGGCGUGGCAGGUGAUUAUCUCGGCCACAGACGAGGAUGGAAGUGGGCGUCAGUCGACGACUACGGUUAACAUUAAACUGAAUGAUACCAACGACAAUCCACCAUUUUUGACGAACAAAAUGCCGGUGGUGUGGUACGAGAAUCAGGAACCGGGUAGAAUCGUAACACUGACGGCAGAUGAUUACGAUGAGCCCCAGAAUGGACCACCGUUUCGGUAUGAGAUUCCGGAUAGUGCUAGUGACGGUAUUCGUUCGAUGUUCCGGAUCGAUUCGGAUGUGUUAUAUGCCACAGUGAGGUUCGAUCGGGAAGAACAGAAGGAGUACUCUAUUCCGAUUCUUAUUACGGAUAGUGGGGAACCUCGACCGCUGAGUAAAGUUAGCAUCCUGCACCUGGUGAUCGGUGAUGUGAAUGAUAAUGAAAUGAGGGAUGGUGAGAGUAAAAUCUUUGUGUACAACUACAAAGGCGAAUCACCGAACGCGGAUAUUGGUCGAGUGUACGUGGAUGAUUUGGAUGAUUGGGAUUUACCGGACAAGACGUUUAGAUGGCGCGAUGGAUAUAGUCCGGAGCACUUCGAGCUGAAUACGGACACGGGAAUGAUCACGAUGCUGCAGGGAACCGGAGGCGGUGAUUAUGAGCUGCACUUUAGCGUGACGGAACAAUCUAGCUUCUUCCCAAGACACACUGUGUCGGCUAAGGUGGUAGUAACGGUGAAAGAAAUUCCGGAGGUAGCGGUUGACAAGAGUGGAUCGAUACGGUUCUACGGUAUCUCGGCGGAAGAGUUUGUAUCGAGGAGUCCAUCACUGUCGUUGACUCCGAAAGAUCGGCUGCAAAAUAGUAUAGCGGAAAUGUUCAAUAUUAGUAGCGAUAACGUCGACGUUUUCACGGUUUUGCAGCGCGAUAACAAUGCGUCACUGUUGGAUGUGAGGUUCUCCGCUCACGGUAGUCCGUAUUACGAACCGGAACGAUUGAACGGAAUGAUCGGGUAUCAUCAGAGAACUUUGGAGGAAGAGCUUGGUUUGAAGAUGAUGAUGGUGAGCAUCGAUGAGUGUAUCGAGGAAAAGCUUCGCUGUGAGUUGUCCUGUAAGAAUGUCCUGCACAAAUCAAACGUUCCAAUUGCGGUCUACACGAACACCAGCUCGUUUGUGGGUGUUAAUGCCUUCGUACAGGCAGAAUGUGUAUGCGAUGCUCCACCGGCAACGAUCGAUUGUUUGAAUGGUGGUACUCCGUAUCACGAUAAGUGCGAGUGUCACGAAGGUUACGAAGGUCCACGCUGCGAGGAGAUCGCCAUAGGGUUCUAUGGACAUGGGUAUGCAAUGUAUCCUCCGGUAAGUCCAUGCAACCUCACCCGAAUCAGCUUGGAAUUGGCACCACACCAAGAAGAUGGAUUGGUGAUGUACAUUGGUCCACUGAGUUUCAAUCCGUUGUUACCGAUUCAGGACUUCUUAGCAUUGGAAUUGGUGAAGGGAUUACCGGUGCUUUUGCUGGAUUAUGGUACGGGAACCAUUCGAAUAGAGCACAAGCAUCGAUAUCCGCAGGGUAGACCAUUCACGGUGGAAAUCGUUCUGCAGCCUCAGACGGUAGAGAUGAUCGUUGACAACUGUAAACUGUCGACCUGUAUGAGCUUGGAUGCACCGAAAGGUCCCAACGAAUCGUUGAACGUGAAUGCUCCACUACAACUGGGCGGAGCAGCCGUCAAUCUGGAGUCACUAGGUUCAAUGUUCAACUGGACUUACGUCCCGCAGAGUAAAGGAUUCACUGGCUGUUUGAGGAAUUUAACAAUCAACGAUCGAACGUACAACCUUGGUGCCCCCAGUUUGGCUAAAAACCACGAUCCCGGUUGCCACCGUUCGAUAGCGGUGGCGGUAUCGUUCGGGAUCGAUUCCAAUUUCCUGAUAGCUAUCAUUGUGUGCAUUGCGGUGCUACUGAUACUGCUGCUGGCGGUGGUUGUACACAAAAAGCACCAGGACGGUUGGCACGAGAAGGAUAUGGACGACAUUCGCGAGACAAUCAUCAACUAUGAGGAGGAAGGCGGCGGCGAACGGGAUGCGGAGUACGAUCUGACGGUGCUGCGGGCGCCCCCGAUCUACAUGGAUAAACCGUACGGAAACGAUCUGCGACAGAAGGAAGCCAACGAGGUGCCCGACAUCGGUGCUUUCUUGACCGACAAGAAGGAUGCCUGUGAUAAGGAUGCCGACGCGUACCCGAUCGAUGACGUGCGGCACUACGCGUACGAGGGAGACGGCAACAGUUCCGGAUCACUGUCGAGUUUGGCGUCCUGUACGGACGAAGGUGAUCUCAAAUUUAACUAUUUGUCCAAUUUUGGACCACGCUUCCGCAAGCUGGCCGAUAUGUACGGGGAAGAACCGUCCGAUACGGACUCGAACGUCGAUGAUGACGAAGGUUGGCGGAUCUGAUUCGGUGUGGGUAGAGUUCCGAGUUGGAAACAAUUGUUGCUGGUUGUUCGCGUGAAGUCUAGAAGACUAGUUUGGAAAUUCCAAAAAUUAAAAAAAAUAUACACCGUCGUCGAUCAGUUGUGAAAAUUCACUUAUUUUCUAGUUUUUGCCAAGAGUAAAAGUUCGAAUAAAUUAUAAUGGAUUUUUAUUAUGUCAGACAUAUGGAAAACCAAACAGUCGAAUCAAAGGAACCGCACAAUUUCACCAGAACUGACAGCUUACGUUUCGGAUGACUCAUCCAUCAUUGCGAUGAUUGUCCAAAUUCGGAUUCGAGGGGGAAAAUGUUUGCGGAUGUACCUUAGGAUUAGGAGCUGCGAUGUUUUCAGAACAGAAUUAUGUAUAUUAAAUGAGUCAUUUUCGGCGUGGUUGGUGUGUAAGUAACGACACAAUAAUUUUAGAAUAUUUUAAAGAGCAAAUCAAAACAGUUUACCCCACUUUGUUUCCAGUAGAUUGUUCUACAGUUCUAUUCGAUUAGAAAGUUUAAAUAAAUCUCAACCGUUCAAACAUAAAUACCGUUUCUUCAUGUCACUCUAGUAAAAAGAGUGUCCAUAGAAUUUCUCCCAUCGAAAUAUGACUCAUUCAAUCCGGAUCAAAUUGAUCGAAGACAUCAUAGCUCAAAACACUAAGCUUUAUGUCACACACACACACACAAACACACACCUCGAUCCCUCGGUUAGAUUUUCAUAGUCGGAUCAUUGUGCAUCGUCAUCGGCAGUGGGAAAGUGCGGUCACACGUGAACGGCGGGUGAGAUAUUGGUGCGUGCAAGCUUAACGGUUGUUGUUGGAAGCUCUGGGCUGGUAUCCCUAAACAAAAAAGAAAUGACAUUCCUUUAUUUAGUUGUUAGGCGUUUUCCGAUGAGUCAUUUUCAUUUUAGAAACAUGACUCGUGGAUUUAUAUAUUUCGUAAGCGGUGUAGGGUUAGAAGCUCGAAUUUCGCUUUGGCCAAUACAGCAAAAAAAACAAUAACAACGAUUGGUUUGUGCCGAAGAGCCGGAACAGAGACGGGAUCUGAUUGAUUGAGCAAAGUCUUCCAACUGUCAUUUUUAUAUCAUUUUUUAUUUGAAGUCUUCGAACAGCAUGCCGCUUCGCUGCCGUUUCAAGUAUAACUGUCCCAUAUAUACAGGAAAUCCCUUAGAAUAUGGAACAAUUAAGCGUAGAACGGCAGUUCGGUCCCCGUGGUUCCAAACCAAUUCGCUCCAAGCAUUAGUGUACAGAUUGGAAAUACUUCCGCCAAAGCGCUAUUCGACCAAAAAAAAAAUUGGAAAAAUGUACAUAAAUAUUCAGAUCACUGCCUUUAAGCUCCUUCCUUCUCUACCUUAAAAACCUAAAUCGUACCAACAAAGUAUUGAUGAUGCAUUUUCGAAACGCCACCACUGACUGUCUAGACUGAUAUGUGCUGUAAUGGGAAUGGAAUGGAGAAAAACAUCAACACGCAAAAACCGGUCGGGUGCUUUGUCGCACUAAUAUCUUUCCUGCUUUUGUAGGCCCUCGGGCUGUCCUCCGAAAGUUCGUUCUCCUCUUUAAUGGCCGGCCACAUGGCCGUUGUCAUAUAUUUCAAUCGCCAGGAAACUGGUAUCUCCUAUGUAAAGUGUUUACAAAUACGUACCGGAUUUAAAUCCCCUCAUUCUGCAGGGCCCCCCUCCCCAAAGGGAUAUGGUAGUGACAGAAACAUUAUUUUUACGGAAUAGAAUGGAAACAACAAUUAGUUUUACUCUCAUGAUGGCAAGAAAGAACGUGAUUAGAGUGAUUUGAAACCGAGAUGCCUUAUUCCAAUUAGAAGAAUUCGGAAGCAAACCGAUUUAGUCUUAACAUAAGGAAACGUAAAUCAAACAAUUAUUUUAAACUACAUAGAUUUAGAGUGGAAAAGCAAAUAGAAGACAAACAAAAAGAGAAGAUUUACAAUCAUCUAGUGUCUAGAAUAUUGUAGUUCACGAUUUUAAAUUAGAACAAUACAGUAAAAUGUGUAAUAAUUAGAAAUUAAACCCGUAAAACAGGAUGGUCUUGUUCGAAUUGAUCAAUUUUAGAUGAAACAACACGACUAUGCACUGGAAAUUCCUACCAGUAGUGUCUUAUACAAUAACAAAAAAACACAAA